Molecule: messenger RNA, 5056 nt
Organism: Solanum pennellii
Lineage: Eukaryota; Viridiplantae; Streptophyta; Magnoliopsida; Solanales; Solanaceae
Product: pentatricopeptide repeat-containing protein At1g01970
Exons: 5
Coding region: 313-1560 (415 amino acids)
Molecular function (GO): protein binding
Source: RefSeq, a predicted model, not a curated record
UCUAUUUUAUACCUUCUAAAAUAAAAUGAAACUAAAAAUUCAGCAGUUAUGCUAUCCACUUAGCCCUUCCGAUUUUAUUUUCCAGGCAACGCUACCGCUCAUUCUUGGCCAAAUUCUUGGUUAGCGCAUCGAUGGAUGACUGUGUCAUCUACUUCCCCGCGAUAGUUGUGACAAUUUGACAGAAUUAUUAUUUCUAAAAUUUUCUACUGACUUUGUGCUUGCGUAUUACUUGAAUUAACCAAGUCCACAAAAAUCUGUGAAAAAAACCCACUAUUGUUGCAGAAUUCUUGAAUUAAUAUCUGAUUUCGUGACAUGGGUUUUGUGGCAUCUGGUGUCUUGUGUUGUUCCACUCAAACAUCUAUACUAAGCAAUACUAUUGGAAGAAUCAAUCAGUAUCCUUCAAAGGGUUUUUUUUUCUUGCAAAAAGUUACCAGUUUUGAGAAUCGUGAAUUGGGGUUUAAGCCUUUACUAGCAGUGAGUAAUGUAGCAGUUAAUCAGAAGGGUAGUGCUGAAAACCAAGUUAAUGAUAAACCUAGGUAUAGGUGGGUUAAGAUAGGCUCUGAUGUUACUGAGGAACAGCAAAGGGCUAUAUUGAAGCUUCCACCAAAGAUGAUAAAUAGAUGUAAGGCAUUAAUGCAACAGAUUAUUUGCUAUUCACCUGAAAAGGGUAGUGUGUCACUCUUGUUAGAGGCCUGGGUGAAGAGUAUGAAGCCUGACAGAGCUGAUUGGCUUGCGGUACUCAAAGAAUUGGACAGUUUGAAUCAUCCCAUGUAUUUGGAGGUAGCUGAAUUGUCCCUCUUAGCAGAAUCAUUUGAAGCCAAUAUUCGUGAUUACACCAAGAUAAUUCAUGGCUAUGCAAAGCAGAAUCGGCUGAAAGAAGCUGAAAGUGUGUUCUUAUCCAUGAAGAGUAGAGGCUUCACAUGUGAUCAGGUGACACUGACAGCUUUAGUUCACAUGUAUAGCAAGGCUGGUAACCUUAAGCUGGCUGAAGAUACUUUUGAAGAGAUGAGAUUGCUUGGUGUACCAUUGGAUAAGAGGUCCUUUGGGUCAAUAAUCAUGGCCUAUGUUAGAGCUGGAAAGCUUGGUCAAGGAGAGGCUUUACUGAAGGAAAUGGAAGAACAAGAGAUCUAUGCUGGACCAGAAGUUUAUAAAGCACUUCUGAGAGCCUAUUCGAUGAGUGGUGAUAGCAAAGGAGCCCAAAGGGUUUUUGACACAAUUCAGUUAGCAGGAGUAAUCCCUGAUGCGACAAUUUGUGGUCUGCUUAUGAAUGCCUAUAUUAUGGCUGGUCAAUUGAGUGAAACUUGUAUUACAUUUGAAAAUAUGAGAAGAGUUGGCAUAAAGCCAAAUGACAAGUGUAUUGCGUUGCUACUGACAGCUUAUGAAACAGAAAAUAAACUGAGCAAGGCACUUGAUGUUUUGAUGGAUUUAGAGAGGGAUGGUAUUGUGCUUGGCAGAGAAGCUUCUGAAUUAUUGGCUCGUUGGUUCAAGAGACUUGGGGUAGUUGGAGAAGUGGAGCUUGUUCUGAGAGAUUACGCAUCAAAUUGCACAUUACUAAACUGAUGUUUUUUGCUUUAGCCAGGAGUUUCCUAUCAGUGGGUAUGUAAACUUUUUACACUAAAGAAACUGAUUUGCUAAAACCCGUCUUCAGUAACUGCAGCUUAUUCCCACGUCGCAGUAAGAGAAAAAGGGGGUUGAAAAACAAAUGAAACUGGAAACAAGAGCUUCCCUUUUCUCAAUCUGACUUGGUGAAUAUACUCGUAAAUAUGUGUGUGUGCAUAUAUUCAAGCACAAGAUAGUUUCAUGCACCAACACAUAUGUCAAACUUUUUGAGCCUAGUGGUUUAGUUAGAAGUUUUGGUUUAGGUUUAGGUUCAAGCAUCUUCAUCCAGCUUGCUGUACGUCGAUACAACAUACUGCCCAGGAAAGUAUAACAACUCACUGCUGCUAACAAGCAGAGGUAUGUUUUUUCAUAUUUUUGGUGAGAGGUUGAGGGCUUAACAGAAUUAAGAGGAGAGCUCUUUAUGUCCUUGGGGAUGUACUCAAUUGUGAAACUAUUUUCUGUAGUAUUUUAAUUACUUCGGUUCAUUAUAAGUUGUAACUCUUUAUUUUUUUGUUGUUGAACCUUAAAAACGAAAAAAACAUGGUUAGUGAGGUUUAUAUAUAGUUGAACCCAACUUAUUUGUGACUUGGGUGUAAUCUUAGCAAUAGAGAGAAAAUCCAAGAUAGGUGUAGCUUUUUUGAGAACUAAUCAUAAUUUUAUCUGAAUAACUGAUAUAUUAUGGUUUGAGCUUGGGACUUCCAUGUUGGAGGUCUGAAAUUCGAAAUCCCUUGCCAGCGAAAGUAAGGGGUUUGCCUUAUGGGUCGAGCUCGUCGCACCAGACUUGCCUAGUGUGGGUUACCUCUCCUAUGUGAUUUACGAGCUAUUGUAUAGGAGCUGGGUUUUACCCUGUGUGCACCCAAAAGGGUAGCGGCUGCGAGUUUCCCUCAUAAAAAAAAAUCAAUCAAGAAAACCAGAUUGUUGUUUAAAUUGAUGGAUACAAUUGGUAGCUCUCAUUACUCAAAUGAGCUAAUUUCAAUAAACAAUCCCAUUAAUUAGAAGGUGUACCAAAACCAAGAUUAGGGAGAACAAAAUUAUCUCAACAAAUGCAAAUCACAAUCUUAGGCUGUGUUACAUCCCAUUUUCUAAUGUUGAUGAGAAAAUAAGUUUCUUAAAAAUGAGGACAACGAUGUCCCUUGUGGAAAUGGGAAAAACAAGUUCUACAAGUGAUAUUUUAUAUUGUUUGUAUCUUCCAACCCUCAAAAUAUUACCACCACUCCCACUUCCCAUUUAGAUUAUAUUUUAAUAUAAGGAUAAUACUUUUGACUUGCAUACCUAACAUACACACACAAAAAAAAAAAAGAAGAGAAAUUCACUUAUUUUUAUACAAAACAUUUUCCUUCCUACCAAACACACCCUUAGAUUGCAACACGUUAUAAUCAACCAUUAUUCUGGAUGAUAAAAAAUUACUUAAAAAAGGAAUAAAAAUUGCGUUAGUAAAGAAAUCGUAGUCCUAGGCCAACACUCUUUGAUUGAUUUUCUUUGUUUUCACCCGGUUUUUGAAAUCUGCACUAGAGUCCCGACUAAAUUCAGAGACCUCUUAUUAAGGUGAAGUAAUUCAACCACAGCACCAGAACCCAUAUUGGUACUGUUUGAGUGAUUGCUUGUACUUGAAACAAGAAUAACAUAAAAACUAAAAAAGGGGUUGAAGAGUGUAUAUGUAUUAUGUGGUGUAUCUUAAAAUAUCUUCAUAGCCGAACCUGGCAACAAAAAAGCCAUCCUUGCACUUUCUGCUUUGGCAAGGGCAAUGAAGGAAAUGAACAAAGUAGCAAUUGUCAGAUGUGUAUGGAGGCAAGGACAGGGUAAUGUUGUUGUUGGGUUCCUUACACCAAAUGUCUCUCCUGAUUCAUUUUACUUCAAUAUUCUUCCCUUUUGCCGAGGAUGUUCGGGAGUUUCAGUUUCCUUCUUUCAGCAAUCUGCCUUCAUCAAUGCAGCCAAAUGAAAAGCAGCAGAUAAAUUGGUUCAGAUUUUACCUGGAAAACAGGAAGUUUUACUACCUGACUUUACACCUAAUCUUGUUCUAGAGGUAUGGCGUCAUGCAGAAUAUUGUUAAAAUAUUAAGUGUGAAACUACUACAUUAACCUUUGCUCUUAGAUCACUCAUUAGGAACAUAAUUAAACUAAUUUUGUAAAGAUCUGUCUGAAUAUAAGAUAUUUUCUUGCCAGUUGGUCAUGUUAAUCGUAGCAAAGUGAUGCAUUAACAUUUCAAACUUUCUUUCUGUCGCCGAAUUUGGUUAAAAGUAAGUUGUUAUAAUGCUUGAUGACAUUGUUGGUGAGUUAUAAUUGUUGUUAUGUUGGUAUUGACAGCCUUUUCGCUGCUUAGGUGGAUAACUUGAUUUGAUUAAUCAUUUCAUAUUAAAUAUAUGCUGAUAAUUGGACCUAGGUGGUACUUCAGCUUAAUAAUGUGUGUAACAGGAUGCUGGUGAUAGAAACCUUUGGAGAUUCAGGUUUUUAGAUUAUAAACAGUGCUGCUUAUCUAUGAAUUCUCUGAGUCCUAAUAUGAAGUAAAAAAAUCAUAACGCAAAAAUCCUAAUUUUGCUCCAUAAUUGCCUUUUGCACUAUCAGUUUCUAACAAUUAGUAUUGUACAACUAUCCAGCGUUACUACCGUUAUCUUAACCUGAAGUCUAGGUACCCAGAUGCUGCUGUUCCUCCACUUGAUGAGACCCUCAGAAAGAUAACAUAACCUGAUGUUGAACUUCUUCCAUCAUAGAGGAACUCCGUAGGUCUUUUGAACUAAAAGAUAAUCCAAAAGCUGAAAAAAUCAGCAAGAAGAAUAAAAGUGAGGCCUUCAGGACCAGAUGGGGAAAGAGAAGAGUUCGACAAAGAUGCUCAUGUCAAAGCUAUAGACUGAAUGGAAUACUCAGCCAAAACAGAAGUUGAAGAAGUUGGAGACGUUAAUCCUGUCAAAGACUUUGAGGAGAUGCUGUCUUGAAGAGAUAAUCCAAAAUGGAUUAGUAAGGCCAUUCAGAGUAUGAAAAUUAGGAUCUUUGAUCUCGUGGAGAAUUCUUGUGAAGGAGAUACAUUUCAUAAAGCAUUGCAAUGUUUGGUGGCUGUACGCAAAGGUUGCAUCCUUGAGCAGUGAAAUUCUUGAACACGAGGCUAGAAGCUUUAUGGUCAAGCCUGAACUUGACUCGCAAAAUAUGAAAUCAGAGGCGAAAGCCUAGAGGAUGAUAUAAUGAGUACAUACCCCUGGGUGGGAAGUAGAAAAGGAAACCUAGAGAUGCAUAUUGUGUGAUGUACAGGCAAUCAGCAUUUUCAGCUAGACUGACAGUGUAAACUUAAAUAGAUCUUAUCUUUGAGGUUUCCGUUGAAGAUUGAAUCUUAGACCUCAAUCAGCUUCAUUUUGUUUACUUGUUUGUUUGUUUGAAUCUUAAAUAGGCCUUUCUUUUAUUUGCCUAUUUUUGUCAUGUCUAAACCUAUUCUCUAACUUAUGCAGUAAAGUGUUUGUUGGCCAGUACUA